Molecule: messenger RNA, 1653 nt
Organism: Gorilla gorilla gorilla (western lowland gorilla)
Lineage: Eukaryota; Metazoa; Chordata; Mammalia; Primates; Hominidae
Gene: SPEM2
Product: SPEM family member 2
Exons: 3
Coding region: 74-1582 (502 amino acids)
Source: RefSeq, a predicted model, not a curated record
GAGUGCAGUGUGGGUUGGGGCCGGGGGUGGGGGCAGAGGGGGGUGGCCCAGGUGGCCCUAGGACCCCCCCUCCAUGGAAAACCAGCUAUGGCAUAACACCAUGAGAUGUUGCAAUCAAUACCAAGAAAGCCCCCACGAUGCCAAGGACAUCUUACUCCUGCUGCUGGGCCUCAUCGUUCUUGUCAACAUUGGCAUCAACGUGGCAACUAUGAUGUGGCAUGGACUCCAGAACGCCUUAGACAAGAUGAUUGAUUGGGCUACUCAGAAAAAUGAAAUUCAGGCCAGUGAAAGUCCCCCCAGUGGUCCCUCAGACAAGGCUCAGGAUGUCCACAUCCACUGCAUCCUGGACCCUGUGCAGGUGAAGAUGUCCCGACCCACGCAGUACUCCUCUUUCUCCUGCCACCAUUUCUCCAACCAUCACGGCAGCAGUCUUCUUCGCUGUCUUCGUCACCGCCGCCGCCGCCGCCACCGCCGUUGUCGCCGUCGCUGCUGCAACCACCAGCAGCGGCCGCAGAACUACAGACAAAUCCCCCAUAGCCGCUCAGUCUUCCGUAACCCACAUCGCAACCAAAAGAUGUCACAACUAUACCGAGUGCCUUUCUUUGAUCAGGAGGACCCAGAUUCCUACCUGGAGGAGGAGGACAACCUGCCCUUCCCGCAUCCCAAGUACCCACGUCGCGGCUGGGGCAGGUUUUAUCAGACAGCGGGCCUGCCCUCCAAUGUGGGGCUGUGGGGCCACCAGGGUGGUAUCCUGGCCAGUCUGCCACCACCCUCUCUCUACCUGUCACCUGAGCUGCGCUGCAUGCCCAAGCGUGUAGAGGCCAAGUCCAAGCUGAGGCUGCAGUCCUGUGGGCGCCACGGUUCCCAGUCCCGACUGUGGGGCAAUGUGGAGGCUGAGCAGUGGGCCUCGUCUCCACCACCUCCCCACCGGCUGCCCCCUAACCCCUCUUGGGUCACCGUGGGGCACAGCCCUUACCCCUCAGUGGGCUGGAUGCUGUAUGACUCCCGGGAUCAGCGGCGUCGUGGCAUGGAGGGCUUUGAGCGCCCUCAUGCCUUGGUGUCCCGGAACGCCUGGCCUGAGGCCCAGGGCUGCCGGGAGCACCACUCCCCGCAGUCCCACCGGCAGAGCCUGCUUGGUCACGCUUAUGGCCAGUCCCACCGCAGUCCCCACCCAUCCACGGAACCCUUGGGCUACAGUUCCCGGGACCCCCAUGAGGUGCGGCGUCGGGCAGCUGACUGGGCUGAGGCUCUGCCCACCCGGCGUCCUCUGAAAAUCUCUGCCUCCCUCACGGUGUUGGACGAGGCCUCCCACCAACGGACCCCAGCUCCAAGCUCAGUGCUGGUCCCCCAUUCCUCCCAGCCCCGGCCCAAAGUCCAGGCUGCAGAUCCCGCCCGUCCCCCGACCAUGUUCGUCCCACUCAGCCGGAAUCCAGGGGGCAAUGCCACCUACCAGGUGUACGACAGCCUGGAGCUGAAGCGGCAGGUGCAGAAGAGCAGAGCCAGGUCCAGCUCACUGCCACCGGCUUCCACCUCCACCUUGAGGCCCUCUCUGCACAGGAGCCAGACCGAGAAACUCAACUGACCAGCAGGCGGAUGUGGGGUGUGGGGCAGGGCAUGGAGGGAGAGGAAUAAAGAGAAACAAAGUCCAGGAAA